Neohortaea acidophila is the source of this 1353-nucleotide messenger RNA. Its product is annotated as DHHC palmitoyltransferase-domain-containing protein. Gene Ontology annotation, molecular function: protein-cysteine S-palmitoyltransferase activity. The record is from RefSeq and is a predicted model, not a curated record. Gene Ontology annotation, biological process: protein targeting to membrane; peptidyl-L-cysteine S-palmitoylation. Gene Ontology annotation, cellular component: endoplasmic reticulum membrane; endoplasmic reticulum; Golgi apparatus. Lineage: Eukaryota; Fungi; Ascomycota; Dothideomycetes; Mycosphaerellales; Teratosphaeriaceae. The coding region runs from base 1 to 1353 and encodes 450 amino acids. The transcript has 5 exons.
AUGGACGUCACUGCUCUGCAGAAGCUUGCACCGCCUGCAGGAGCAGUGUACGUCUCUUGUAUCGCCCUCUCCGCCCAGUGGCUGUUCUACUACAUCGAGCCUGGCCCCUUAUCGCGAGGAGACGCGUACAUCUUCAACGCGCUGGUUGCCUGUCUACUCAUAUGCCACUGGCGAACAUGCUAUGUCGAUCCAGGUCGGAUACCCACAGACUGGCAUGAGCGUCUGUCCGCAGCGGAUGGGCACAACUUGCCUUCGCAGCGCCAACGCUGGUGUCGGAGAUGUGAAGCUUUUAAGCCUCCGAGAGCACAUCAUUGCAAGACCUGCAAACGCUGCAUUGUAAAGAUGGAUCACCAUUGUGUCUGGACAGCCAACUGCGUCUCUCACACCACCUUGCCUCACUUUCUCCGCUUCCUCAUCUACUCCGUCGUCUCCAUGAUCUACUUGGAAUCCUUCUUCUACGAGCGGUGUGCCGUCAUCUGGAGGAAGAGACACUUGCCAAGUUAUCUUGGCCCGUCCAUCUUUCAACUCGCACAUCUCCUGAUCAUAGUCGUGUUGACCUCCUUCACGCUGUUCAUACUCUCCCUACUCUUAGGUCGAACACUAUGGUCAGCCGCUCUCAACAUGACUACCAUCGAGAGCUGGGAGAUCGAACGCCACGAAGCAUUACUUCGCCGCUCACGCGUACUCGGCGGAUAUCUCGUCGGCCCCGACGGCGAAAAAGUGCAUCUGCAACGGCAAGAAUUCCCGUGGGAUGUCGGCAUUUGGACGAAUCUAUGCCAGGCUUUUGGAAGUCGGAAUCCACUCCUGUGGCUCUGGCCGUUUGCCAAAAGUCCGAGUGUGGAGAGUGGGCUGUCGUUUGAGCAUAACGAGAUCGAUGCUUAUGGCUAUUCCCUAGAUCCAAGCAAACCCUGGCCUCCUCCUGAUCCCGACCGAAUGUAUCGAUCGCCUCGUAGACGGCCUUCUGGCAACGGCUUCACCCAGUCCAUGAAUAUCGAAGACUUUCGUCUGCGCCAACUUGCAGACCUGAACCGCUACACGGAUGUAGACAACGAAUACGUCGUGCGCCGUCGACCUUUCCACGAGCGGCUGGAGGAAUUGAGUCGCAUGGCGUCGGAACAAGCCGUCAGUCGUGAUGAGGACCCCUUUGGACCGGAAGAAAGCGAGGACUUUGAUCCUGCCGAGGACGCAGUGCUUCAUCACGACCCGGCUGGCGAGGAAGCAUGGCGCAACAAAGAAGGCGAACGACUUGAGGACUUCGGCGUGGACGAAGUCGCGGACUUUUACGAUGAAGAUGAGAUGCCGCUGGCGGAGUUGCGUGAAGUCUUGAGGGCUCGGCAAGAUGUUACUCGAUAG